AUGCCAAAACCUCACUACAUCAAAGUUCCCCGUGGAGAAGAUCCCUCGCCUGACAUGAAACAGCAACCUGCUCACCUAUCAGAGCACAUGAAGAACUGGCUACAAGAGGGCCCCAAAGAUACGCCGUGGCAUAACAUCGAUUCAAUUGAACCUGAGUCCGACACGCAAGGCAAGUUCGAGGUCAACGUUGCGCCAUCGGAGACCCCUGCCACACAAGGCACUAAUCUUAUUCUUGUCGACAUUAUACCCAAAGUUGACAUGGGAGCAUGGUUUGCAACACUCGACAUAGGAUCGAGCCUGGACCCAAUCUCCAUGGCGACAACAUACGCCAAGACAGGAGUGCGUCGCGGGACUAGACUUUCUGUGCUAUUCCCAGAAAUCAACAAGGUAAUCUGGGGCUCAAAACAAAGUAGCAAGAAGUCUAGAACCCUUCAUGUAUCGAGAGGAGCUUAG
Fusarium subglutinans is the source of this 453-nucleotide messenger RNA. RefSeq lists its product as uncharacterized. NCBI's taxonomy places the organism in Eukaryota, Fungi, Ascomycota, Sordariomycetes, Hypocreales, Nectriaceae. The transcript is spliced from 2 exons. Bases 1 to 453 code for a protein of 150 amino acids. The record is from RefSeq and is a predicted model, not a curated record.